Tachyglossus aculeatus (Australian echidna) is the source of this 1277-nucleotide messenger RNA. Its product is annotated as myosin regulatory light polypeptide 9. The record is from RefSeq and is a predicted model, not a curated record. Gene Ontology annotation, biological process: platelet aggregation. Bases 104 to 622 code for a protein of 172 amino acids. Gene Ontology annotation, cellular component: cytoplasm. Gene Ontology annotation, molecular function: calcium ion binding. The transcript has 4 exons. NCBI's taxonomy places the organism in Eukaryota, Metazoa, Chordata, Mammalia, Monotremata, Tachyglossidae.
GGGGUGAGACCGGAAGUCUCGCGCCACUGGGCCGUGCGCAUAGUUGUUCGCCUCACGCGUGUCGUCUCUCACGUCUCCGCGGCCGCCGGAUCCAACCGCCACCAUGUCGAGCAAAAGGGCCAAGACGAAGACGACGAAGAAGCGGCCUCAGCGCGCCACCUCCAAUGUCUUCGCCAUGUUCGACCAGUCCCAGAUUCAGGAGUUCAAGGAGGCCUUCAACAUGAUUGACCAGAACAGGGACGGCUUCAUCGACAAGGAAGAUCUGCACGACAUGCUGGCUUCCCUCGGGAAGAAUCCCACCGAUGAGUAUCUGGACGCCAUGAUGAACGAGGCGCCGGGCCCGAUAAACUUCACAAUGUUCCUCACCAUGUUCGGCGAGAAGUUGAAUGGCACGGAUCCAGAGGACGUCAUCAGGAAUGCUUUUGCCUGCUUUGAUGAGGAAGCAACAGGCAGCAUUCAGGAGGAUUACCUGAGGGAGCUGCUGACCACGAUGGGAGACCGCUUCACGGACGAAGAGGUGGACGAACUGUACCGGGAAGCACCCAUCGACAAGAAGGGCAACUUCAACUACAUCGAGUUCACCCGCAUCCUGAAGCACGGGGCCCUGGACAAAGACGACUGAAGGGAAGAAGCGGAUGAUCCCGCCGGCGGCAGCCCGCCCUCUUCGCUCCUCUCGGUUUCCAAGACUUUGUUUUCUGGUAAAAAAAAAAAAACCUGUUGCAUGCACCUCUCCUUUUCAGCUUCUGCCUCUCUUUCGGUGUAUUUAUUCCAAGCCAUUCGGGACAUACUUACCUGCACCUCUAAUCAGACUGGAAGUGGGUGGGUGGGCGGGGGUGGGGGUCACUCUAAGAUAGCUUAAAAAAGAUCAUAGGAAUGAUCGGUAUCGUGAAGGCCAAGCGGCGGCGGAAGCCUCGGUAUUUCUGGUUUAGCUGGAUUUUUACAUUUUUGUAAUACUAUUUUGAAAUAAAGAUGAUGAAUCAGCCGUGUCCGGUGAGUAUGUUUGCUGGCUGCACUGUUCUCAAAGGCGGAAAAAUAGAAACCCUAAGCUUUUUAUCAACUUGUGAGAAACGUGUAAUCCCUCCGAGAGGUGGUAUUGUCUGUUUAGACUUUAUUCCUGUCCAAAAAGAACACAAUAUUGAGGCAUUGCUUGUGUUUAAGAUGGCCGGUUGGCUUCCGGGAAAUGAUUCGGUGACAGAUUCCUUCUGGUUUUGAUCGGUCAGAUCUGUACUGUGCUGUAAAACAAUAAUGAAUAAUAAAGUUGUUGUGACCUGUUGUAG